This is a messenger RNA of Frieseomelitta varia, 6195 nucleotides long. Its product is annotated as serine-rich adhesin for platelets-like. Bases 527 to 4690 code for a protein of 1387 amino acids. The record is from RefSeq and is a predicted model, not a curated record. The transcript has 5 exons. Gene Ontology annotation, cellular component: PRC1 complex. Gene Ontology annotation, biological process: negative regulation of transcription by RNA polymerase II. NCBI's taxonomy places the organism in Eukaryota, Metazoa, Arthropoda, Insecta, Hymenoptera, Apidae. Gene Ontology annotation, molecular function: promoter-specific chromatin binding.
AUAAGUGGUAUCGUCAAUCUGUUACAGCAUUGGUUGCAGUUACGACAGUCUAUAGUACCCUAUGUCUUUCAAAAUACUUUUCAGUAAAUAUGAUGCUUUCCGUAGUUUUCUAAUUGUCGUUCUCUUUUCUUCACUAUUUUCGCGGAACGUAAAAUACAGCCGAGGAGAAAACCUUAAAAGAAACUUAUGUUUUUGGAAAUGUCAUUGGCACGAUUGUUUAUCCACCAUUUUGUUUUGCUGUCGUCCUCAAGAGUUUUUCCUGGUACCGUGGCCUAUUUUGCAAUAAACUAGAUCGACUCGGAUUUCGAAAAAUCGUGGGAUCAGAGAGCGCUCGGCGUUUUGAAAGAGAUUUGUCUUUCGACGGAUUUUCGAGUCAGUUUUUUCUUUCUCUUUUUUUUUUCGACGAAUAUUCUCAUUAUGAGGGUUCAUGAAAUUUCACCUCGAGUUCCGACCCAACUUUCCUGACUUCUUUAAUCAAAUGGCGAUUGCUAAAUAAAACGAGUUAGUUCUCGCUUUAUUUACCACGAUGUCAGGCCAGAGUGGAGGAUAUCGCCUAAGGUUGUCCAAACUCAACGAUCAGCUGACGUGCAAAUUAUGCGGUGGAUAUUUCAUUGACGCCACUACUAUCAUAGAGUGUUUGCAUUCGUUUUGCAGGAGCUGUAUCGUCAAAUAUCUGGAAAACAAUAAGUAUUGUCCAAUAUGUGAGGUACAAGUGCACAAAAGUAAGCCACUACUCAACAUUCGUCCAGACCACACUUUACAGGAUAUUGUGUACAAAUUGGUGCCUGGAUGUUAUCAAAAUGAAAUGCGGUGUAGGAGAGAAUUUUAUUUAAAACAUCCUGAAGCAUGUACUCAGGCAACAUCUCCAGAGGCAAGGGGAGAACCAAUUGAAUCACAUAUAUAUUCUCCAGAUGAGUCUCUUAGUUUAUCAUUAGAAUACUUUAGUCCAUCCAAGGAUGUCAAAGCAAUAGCUGUAAAACCUUUGUUGAGGCGGUACCUUCGUUGUCCGGCUGCAGUAACCAUUUUCCAUUUACAAAAGCUCAUACGAGCUAAGUAUGGCUUAACUGAUGCACAUAGGGUGGAUGUAAUGUAUAAAGAGGAACCACUGUGUAGUAGUUAUACAUUAAUGGAUGUUAUGUAUAUUUAUCAUUGGAGACGAAAAGUGCCAUUGCAUUUAAGUUACAGAAUAUUUGAAUCCUCUCCGAAACGAAUAAAACUUUCAGAAGAUAACGUCAAUUAUAAAACAUUUUUACUUCAUGCUGGCAUAGAUGCUAUAGAAUCAAAAGAAGAAAAAUCGAUGACUAGAGAAUGGAAAGAGGUACAACUAAAAAUUUCUGAAACUGGCAUUAUGAGCAUUACAGAUAUAACGGACCAACAAUUUAAGAAAAAUACGAAAAUCGAAGAAUCUAUUACUAGUGUUGAAACAAUAAAUACGUCAAUAAUUGAAGAAAAUGGUAACAAAAAUGACAUAUCUGAAGUCAGUGAAAAAAAUAAACAAUCUUCAGAUAAACAAGACAUAAGCGAAUUUGAUACUUCUUCCAAAUUAAACGAAGUGGAUGACCAAAAUAAUACAAAUCAAACAGAAACUAUAAAGACAUCGACAAAAGAAAUAGAAAGUACGAUAAAUUCUAAACACGAAGAGGAAUCGAAAAAUCGAUUGGAUAAUAAUAAUAUUGAAGAUAAAAUUUUACAGAAAAGUGUUCAAUCACAAGAAAUAACACAAUAUGCGAAUGAAUAUGAAAUUAGAAAUAAUAACAUUGAAAAUAAAGAUCAAAAGGAGUCAUUAAAAAAUAAUAAUAUUAUUACGGAAAAAUUGGAGAACUCUAAACAAAAUUCAAGAAAUGAGACAAAACUUGUAAAUACAGGGUCAAAAAUUAAUGCUUUAAGUGUAAAAUUGCAAUUUCAACCGAAAGCUGGUCAAAUUAGCAAUAGUAAUACUUCCUCAAAAAAGAUUACUAAAGAUAGGAAAAUUACACCACAAUCUAAAAAAGUAGACGUAAAAAUUACCGAAAGUUUAAAAUCUACGGAAUUAAAAAAUUCUCUUGACUCUUCAAAAACACAAGUAAUAACAAAUAAUUGCGGGACUACGUUAAAUAAAUCAUUAGUCCCAUAUUCUACAAAAGUCAUAUCACAGAAGCCGGAAUUACAAGAUACCAUAGAACCUAUUUUAUCAACGUACCCAAGUACUUCGGUUAAUUCUGAGAUAAAAGAAACGGAGAUUAAAGUAAAAAGUGUGCAAUCAAUUGAUCAGAAAGAAUAUUCUGUUCAAGGCGAAAGUACUUCAGAGAAAAAAUCAUAUGUGUUAGAACAGAUUCCAGCAGAACCUUGUCAAAGAAUAAAUGAACAAACACACACAUUUUCUCAAAAGUCAAAUAAUCAAAUCGAAUCGAAUGAUAAUCUGGCGUCAUUAAAUCUUUCGACAUCACCGUCUAUAUCUGCUGAGAAUGGAAAUAAUUCAAUUUCUACAUCAACAAUAAGUCAGUCUACGUCUACAUUUCCCUAUACAGUUCAAGAUCUAGUAAAUAGUACAAUGUUAAAAAAUUCUCUUAAAAAUUUGAGUUCAUCAGCAACACAAAAAUUAUCUAUUACUGCAGUUUCUGAAAAUGAAAUACCUACUCCUUCAGUAUCAGAAAGUUCUACAGCGUUUACUACAUCUUCAGUAAAUGUCUCUUCUUCUUUAAAAAAUAGUUAUACAAGUCCGAGUAUUUCGAAAGAGCCCAUUUUGAAAGCAAAUUUGGAACUAACUAAUACAUAUUCAGUGCCUCCUUGUCCUGAUGCAAUUCCAAUUUCUUUAAUGAAACCUACAAUUCGAAAAAAUGAAUUGAUCACCAAAGGUUCUAAUUUGAAUGAAAUUUGUGCAAAAAUUGGAGCUUCUGGUUCAAAAAUUAAUGAUAUUUGCGCAAAAAUUGGAGAAAAUUCUAAAGAAAAAAAUAAGACAGAAACAAAAAAUAAAUCUGAUAUUCCAGAUUUAUUAAAAAUUGGAAGAAAAAAUAAUUCGUCAUCAAUCACUGCUGAUUCCAGCAACAAACAGCAGCAACAUACAAAUAUUCCAAAUGUACCGGUUUAUUCACUUAAUAGUAAUGCAGUCACAACAGAAAGUAAAAAUAUUUAUUCAAAUGUAAAAGAUAGUCUUAGGGCUACUUCAUUAGUAAGUACUUCUCCAGUGGCUACAUCUCACUCUUUACAGAAAGUACUUUCUGUUUCUAAAAAACAAAGUCAAGCAGUGGGUUAUAAAACCCUUCGUGACCCUCCAAGAUGCUGGAAUCCUACACUUUCUAAAAACAAUUAUGUGGCGGUUAAAAAUCAAAGUAAAGAGACACAAAAUCAGUUGCAUCAAACAGCACUUUUUGAAAGAAGCAAAACAAUUCAAUCUAAACCAGCUAAGAUCUUUAAAAUGAGAAACAUGCCAAGAUAUUUGGGUAAUCCUGCUUCUGGAGUGAAACCAAUGUAUGGCAUCGGUAAUGAAUGCAAAGAAAAGGAACAGUCAACAAUGACAUCAACAACAACUACAAAUACGUCUAGCAGUUCUAAAAAUGGGAGUUUGAAUAUGAUGAAGAUAGAUCCUAAAACUCUAUCUCCAAUUGUCUCAACAGUUAAUUCGCCUAUUGUUUCACCACCUCCGUAUUCUCCUAGUGCAAGGAAUUACCCAAAUCCUCCAUUCUCAAGAGAUAUUUGUAGAAGUACUGGUUCACCAAUAUCUCCGAAAAAUUCUCCAGUAAAUAUGCUUUCGACGAGUCCUUUUAUACCUUCUCCAACACCAAAUAUGAAUCCUGGGCUAAUUUAUCCUCACUUUCCACGACCAUUUCCAGAUGCCACUAGAUUUCCAAAUCCUUUGAUACGCUCGCCAAUAGGAAUUCCAUCCCCCAGUGCCUUCCAUAGUAAUUUACCUCCUUCUAUUAAUAAAUUAUAUCAGCGCUCUAGUUAUAUUCCACAAACUACUGGUUUCUCUCCAGUUUCACAACCCCCGACAGUCCAGAGAAUACCACCAAGCACCUAUUCUUCACCUAAGUCACCAAAAACUACCUCUCUAACAGCAAUUUCUCCCGCAUCUUAUAACUUGGUCAAAUCUGAAACGCAAGCAAUUACAACAUCUCUUGAGACUAAUAACCUGCUUCUUCCAGAAAAUACACCACAGGAAGAUGUCAGUGCAUUUAAUUUGUCUAAGACUGGAAAAUUUUGCAAUACGGAGAUUGUUAACAUACCGAUGGAAACAAUCCGAAAUUCUAAAUCGUCUUCUCUUUCUCCUAGUACAAGUAUCGGACAGAAUAAAAAUACAUUGAUUGUUAAUUCAAAAACCAAGUUAGAGGCAUGUUCGUUAAGUGCAGACGAUCAGAAUCAAAAUAAAGAACGGUUAGAAAAAGAAGUGAAAAAAUGUACAGAACAAAAUUUAUAUCUUUCGAAAGGGCAGAAUUCGGAAAAAAGUCGAUUCAAUGAGGAUAGUAACAGUAUAAGUACAAAGAGAGAAAAAUCAACUUCGCAAAUUAAUGGCGAUCUCCCCAACGAAAAGAAAGGUGAAACAGAAAAGAUCACAGAACAACAAAACGAGCAGAAUGAAACAAAAAUGGUUCAAGUCUCAGAAAAACAAAUUAUUGAAAAACAAGAAAUAGAAGAACCUAAAAAUGAGAAAUGUGACAAAUCUGAGGAACAACAAAACAAUUCUGAGAUUCAAGUUAACAAAAUGAAGACAUAAGAUCCGCACUGAAUGGCUCAUUCUAUGUUUAGGCAUAUUCAGAUAUAAAUGUUCAGAUAUUAUCACAUUUUAUUUUAGACAAAAACAUUUUAUCAUAAUUCUACAUAUUUCAAGCUGCUAAAUUUUUCAAAACAAAAUCACGUUAUUAUCUUAAUUAUUACGAUUUUUAAGCCGCAAAACAUUAAACGUAUUAAAACAAUACUAAACUUUUAAAGUAUCGCUAUUGUCUAAUUUUUAUUUUGCGAUUAAAAGUUGUAAUAAUUAAAAAUACAUAACACAUCUCUCUCUCUCUCUUGUGGUUUAAACAACAACAACAAAAGAAAUAAUAUAAGAAAUAAUUAAAUAUAUUUAACAUCAGAUUUGAUAUAAGGACUGUAUAAAGAUUAAUAUAGAAAAAGAUACCGCGUAUAAUUAUAUAUCAUAUUUAUAUAACAAGUUUUUAUAAAAUAAUUUCACACAGUCUGUUAGUUUACGUUAUUUAUCAUAUUUCUGGACAAAUUCUAUUACGUGUUUUUUUUUUACUCAAUUAAAUAUCUAGCCAAAGCCUCGAGAAUUAAUAUAAUGUUCCAAAUAGAUUUAGCCAUGAGACACCUUUUUGAUUGGCUCUUUUUUCGCAUACUCUCUUUUAAAAAAAAAAAAAAAAAAGAAACAACUAUAGUAAAAUAUCCGAGGCCUUAUCACAGUAAUCUUAUAUAUAUGAAGUAAUGUUAGGAAAUUGAGAGCAAGAGAUGAUCGUUGUUAAAUGAUUUAAGAAAAUGAGAAAAAGUAUUACGCUAUAUAAGUGAUUUCUCUCUUUCCAGCUUAAUUAGUUGAUAUUAUCGAUGUGUCGCAUCGCACCGAAUUAUUAAAAUAGCACGCAUGGAUAAGAAGUCCACUAUUAAUUUUAAUAAGCGCCGGAAAGAAAGAAAGAGUUAAUGUAUAGAUAAAUUUUUAAUAUUGAACGAUUUUUUUCCUUUUAGAUACAUUUUACUUGUAAAUAGUGUAUAAUGAUUCAAAGAAAUCUAUAUCACAUAUUAGAUAUAAAAAAAAAAUAUCGAUUAUUAAUAUAAUUUAACACGCAUAUUUUUAGAUGUUAAGAAUGUAACGAUAGUAUUUUUUGUCUAAUACAAAAAAGCAAUUUUUAGACAGAGAUGCCUGAUUGUAGAGCAAAAAACAACGUAUUUUUAAUAAGUUAUUAGUUGUGUGCGCGCGCGAUUUUUUUGUAUACAAGGUGUACCUGAAUGAGUGAGCGAAUGAAAAAUGUAUAUGUAUAAUUUUUAUGUAAAAAAGAAAAAAAAUUUCAAUGUAGUUUAAAUCAAAACUGAUUUAGACGAAGUUUUCUCGAGAUUUGUUUUAUUUAUAGAAACGUUGAUCGUCAUUUGUUUUGAAAUUUAUGUACAUGUUUGCGUAUGUUUGUGUGCGUGCGCGCAUACUUUUUGACGCGCGCGCGUUAUCAGUAUAGUAAUAAUACUACGUGAAGUAGAUGAUGUUCUUUUAAUUAUAAAAAUAUAGUUGAUUAUACUUUA